Labrus mixtus (cuckoo wrasse) is the source of this 4078-nucleotide messenger RNA. Its product is annotated as neuronal cell adhesion molecule-like. Bases 341 to 3889 code for a protein of 1182 amino acids. The transcript is spliced from 29 exons. Gene Ontology annotation, molecular function: cell-cell adhesion mediator activity. Lineage: Eukaryota; Metazoa; Chordata; Actinopteri; Labriformes; Labridae. Gene Ontology annotation, biological process: cell-cell adhesion; brain development. The record is from RefSeq and is a predicted model, not a curated record.
GUGUGUGAACUGGUGGGAGAGGAGAGGACCAGUGACUGUAGCUGAGAAGACAAGUGCGGGAGGCUCGGCGCUGACGAAGAAGGACCGCACGUAAAUAAACACGGCGUUGCUCCAUCGCAGGGGGACUUAAGGUACAGAAGAGGCUUCGUGAUUUGCUCCGCUGAGGGAGGAGAUCAGAUAGAAGAAAACCCAGGAGAAGAAGCAGACGGCUAUCCAGAGAGGAGGAGGAGAGAGAGGGGGACUCUGCAGAUUUUGGUGUUGUGGAUGUGCACGCGUCCUCACACAGUGUGACAGACAGGCAUCCCUGUGAUCCGGGUCAGACCUUUUGCGUCAAACGCCGAUGAUGGAGAGGAGGAGGAUGGACGCGUCACUGCUGGUGCUGCUCCUGGGACACCUGGCAGCCGCACUGGAGGUCCCACUAGACCUGCCGCAGCCACCGACCAUAACUCACCAAUCCCCCAAGGAUUACAUCAUCGACCCUCGAGAGAACAUUAUAAUUCACUGUGAAGCCAAGGGGAAGCCUCAUCCCAGUUUCUCCUGGACAAGAAACGGGACCCACUUUGACAUCGAGGAGGACCCAAACGUCAGCAUGAAGCCACACUCUGGGACUCUGGUAGUGGACAUCAGCAGAGCGAAGGCCGAGCAAUACGAGUGUGUUUACCAGUGCACAGCGAGGAACAAACAUGGAACUGCUGUUUCCCACAACAUUGUCGUACGACAGUCCAGGUCCCCCUUGUGGUCAAAGGAGAGAAUCAGUCCAAUGGUGGUUCAGGAAGGCGUGUCCCUGGUGUUGCCGUGCCGACCCCCUGCUGGCCUGCCCCCUCCCAUCAUAUUCUGGAUGGACAACAACUUCCAGAGGCUGCCUCAGAGCAACAGGGUGUCCCAGUCCCUCAACGGAGACCUUUAUUUCUCUAAUGUGCUCCGAGAGGAUUCCAGGAACGACUACAUCUGCUACGCCCGUUUCCCGUACACUCAAACCAUCCAGCAGAAACAACCAAUCAGCCUCAAGGUCCUCAGCCUGGAUGCAAUCAAUGACACAAUGGCAGCUUUUUACAAUGACACUGAUUUAUUUAGUGACGACCCUGCGGAUGAGAGGAAGCCAACCUUCCUCGUCCCAUCUGGCCCCUCCAGCUCCAAAACCGUGCUGAGAGGACAGGUGCUGGAGAUGGAGUGCAUCGCCGAAGGACUGCCCACCCCGGAUAUCUCCUGGACCAAAGUGAGCGGCGAGCUCCCCACCAAGCGCACGUAUUUCCUGCACUACCAGCGGACUCUUCGCAUUGAGAACGUGUCGGAAUCAGACGCUGGAGAUUACCGCUGCACCGCCAAGAACAAGCUGGGCUCGGUGCACCACAACAUCCACGUCAUGGUCAAAGCCGCUCCUUAUUGGAUCGGCGCACAGCCCAGAAACCUUGUUCUCGCUCCGGGAGAGAACGGGGUGCUGACCUGCAGAGCCAGUGGCACGCCCAAGCCCUCCAUCACCUGGGCCAUGAACGGCAUCCCCAUAGAGAAUUCUCCAAAGGAUCUGAGCAGAAAGGUGGAGGACGACACCAUCAUCUUCACUGAUGUGCAGACGGGAUCGAGUGCAGUCUACCAGUGUAACGUCUCCAAUGCCUACGGCUACCUCCUGUCCAACGCCUUCAUCAACGUGCUCUCCGAGACGCCCAGAGUGCUGACACCAGCCAACAAAGUCUACCAGGUCAUCAAAAACCACCGGGCCCUGAUGGACUGCGCCUCCUUUGGGUCACCCAUCCCUAAAAUUACCUGGUUCAAAGACAGCCGGUCGAGCACCCUGGAUGGAGAUCCUUACAUCCUCCAUGACAACGGGACUAUAGAGAUACACACAGCUCAAGCACACAAUGCUGGAAAAUACACCUGUGUGGCCAGGAACUCGCUGGGGAAAGAAGAGAAUCACAUCCUCCUAGAAGUCAAAGAGCCCACCCGGAUCCUGAAGCAGCCAGAGUAUAAGGUGGUCCAGCGGGGCCGCUCUGCAGUGUUUCAGUGUAAAGUGAAACACGACCCCUCGCUGAUCCCCACCAUGACGUGGCUCAAAGACGACGGAGAGCUGCCUGAUGAUGAGAGGUUUUACGUAGACUCGGACAGCCUCACCAUCACCGAGGUGUCAGAGAUCGACGCGGGCGUGUACACCUGCAUCAUGAACACGACUCUGGACCAUGAUUCAGCCAGCGCUGAGCUCACUGUUGUCGAGGCCACGCCGACACCAGCUGUUGUCACUGAGCGACCCGACCCCCCUACUGACCUCGAGCUGACAGACCAGAAAAAGAGGAGUAUUCAGCUUACUUGGACCCCUGGGGAUGAACAUAACAGUCCAAUCCAGAAAUUUCUGAUUCAAUAUGAAGACUCACUGCACCACCGAGGUCACUGGCAUAAUCUAACCGAGGUUCCCGGAACCAGGACGACAGCUCACCUCAAACUGUCACCCUACGCCCACUAUACCUUCAGAGUCCUUGGGCAUAAUGCUGUGGGUUUCAGCCGCCCCAGUUUCCCCUCCAGGGUGUACAAGACAGAACCCGCAGCUCCUGACGAGAACCCAACAGGUGUACAGGGAUUGGGGACAAAACAUGAUAAUCUUGUAAUCUCAUGGAAGCCGCUGACGGGCCUCCAGUCUAAUGGUCCAGGGCUUCACUAUAGAGUUAUGUGGAGGCAGAAGGCGGUGAACAGCGACUGGAACACAGCGAGCGUAGCGAACACCUCCAAGUUUGUUGUGUCUGGAACGCCCACGUUUGUUCCAUACGAGCUAAAAGUUCAGGCUGUAAACGACCACGGAGCGGCCCCUGACCCUGCUAUCGCCCAUGGCUUUUCAGGAGAGGACUUGCCAGUAGCAGCUCCAAACAAUGUGCAGGUCAUGGUGUUGAACAGCACUCUGGCAGAGGUGCACUGGGACCCUGUGCCCUCAAAGUUUAUACGUGGACAUCUCAAAGGAUAUAAGGUGUACUACUGGAAAGAGCACAGCCUGCAUAAACACAACCCCCACCAUGUGGAGCAGGAGAUCCUGACCUUCAGCGGGAACCAUACUCACGGCAAACUGCCCGGCUUACAUCCCUACAGUCUCUACUCCUUCAAUGUCAGGAUCUAUAACGGCAAGGGGGAGGGUCCCGCCAGCCCCACCCAGGAGUUUGAGACCCCUGAAGGAGUGCCGGGGGCUCCUACUUCCCUGUUAGUCACCGACACAAACCUGGACUCUCUGACUCUUGAAUGGAGUCCCCCUCAUGUCCGCAAUGGACGCAUCACUGGCUACACCCUCAAAUAUCAGCCAGUCAAUAACUCCAACGAGCUGGGCCCAGUGGAGGAGCUGGCCCUGUCCGCCAAUGAGACCUCAGUCACUUUGUCCAACCUCAGGCACAGCACACGCUACAAGUUUUAUUUGAAUGCCAAAACAGUCAGGGGAGCAGGCCCCACCAUUUCUCAGGAAACUGUCACCAUCAUGGACGAAGCUCUAAUAUCACAGCUUGACGUAGAUGUGGGCACCGGUGUCGGUGGAAACACCCAAACCUCUCAUCCCAUUGCACGGCCUCCUCCUCACCAUCCACACAACAAUGCAAUGCCCGCGAGUCCUUUCGGGAACGUUAGCUACUCGGUGGGAGACGACGGGGCCCUGAUCAGUUGGGAUUACUGGGGGCCGGAGAAAAACGUUUAUGUAGAAUACAGAUUAGAGAACAGUGAAGGUGAAGAGGAGUGGCAGAAAGAGCUUGUGAACGGCUCUCAGAACGUUAUGCUGAAGGGCUUAAAGGGGGGCCUCUCCUAUAGGGUGCGUUUGGUGGCCAAAGGUCACCACGACCAGCCGCUCCACCAGUCACAGGAGCUCUUGGUCAAGGUCCCAGGUGAGGCAGUUCCCUGGCGCUCGGGCCCGGCCUUGCCUUGCAUCGUGUAGAAUGUGUUGUAGUUUGUGGCGUUGUGUAAUUGUAAUCCGGUUGAGCAUGGGUUUGACAGAUGUGUUGUGGUUGCUCCGUAUGCCAGGCAUGAACUGUAGUGAUCUAGAGACAGGGAGUAGCUGCUUGCAUGAUCGUGUGGUUGUAAAGCAGCAUACUUCAAGUCAGUCUUUAGAUUUGGCUUUUAGAGA